CCCGUUUCACGUGGCGCUGUGGACUCUUGCCGGUGUUGGAAUAAUCGGCAGCGUCCUCGUCAUCAUCUGGCGUUGCACGCGACGAAAUCAAGCCAAAUUCCAUCUCAACUCCGUCAUGGUCGUCUGCCUUGCCAUCUCAAACAUUCUCUUCUGCACUCACUACCUACUACGCGAAGUCAUGCUCAUCGAACCCGUCUUCAGACACAACGGCAGCAACAGCUACGCUUUCGAGGAUAACGACACUGGCAUGUGUACGGCCAUCAACUUCCUCACGUACGCGUCGUGCAUCAGCCUAUCGUCGACAUCAGUUGCCAUCGCGUUGCACACGUUCCUGUCCCUGUGCGGAGCAGCAUGGAGAAAGACUCUGUCCGUCACUAUUUUGCUAACCGGCUGGUUUGUCUCGCUGGCCGUGGCCACGUUUACUACGUACGAGCUGGGCAAAAACGGAGAUGAAUUCUCGUUGAAAGAAAUGUCGGUCGAGGAGUUCUCUCUCACAAUCAUUUUCGGUUGUGUCGGCGGAAGACGGUUGCUGAUCUUUCCGGUCGUCGUAACUGCCGUCAACGCCCUCUGCGCGACGUUUUGCUGUAUGCUGUACGUCGCGACGUUCUGCAAGAUCAGAGAGAUCACGAAGUCGUGGAGAACGUACACGACAAGCGGCAGUGACAGAAGAAGUCACGUGAUCUUGCUGAUUCGGUUGGUAGUCAUGGUCGUUCUCAAUCUGAUCUGGUGGUGGCCAGCCUGUGUUCUCUACUGGCUUUCCUACUUCUCGAACAGAUCUCAGCUUUUGGAAGAUUCUGACCUCAAAAUAGUUGAGUUUUCAUUGAUAUCAACGGUCGUUGUAAGUGUUUUGAAUCCCAUUAUCUACACGGUCGCAUCGGAACCUUUCACUAGAUCGGUGAAGCGGUUCCUUGCAUGUUUCGACGAAACCGACACGACCAACGAAAUGACCUCGGUGACGUCGGAUGACAACAAGCCAGACAAGAGCAUUAGUCUAGUGUCUACAACCCGAGGACAAUGCAGUUAAAGUGAUCGAAAGUGCUGUGGCAUGCAUGCAUCUGUAGAAACUGCAAAAGACGAUUUCACUUGCCGUUAGCUCAUUCAGCAGAGUUUGUAGAUAAACGUCUGUAGUGCAUGCCUAGAGUGCUCGUUGUAAUAAACAAAUGUA
Corticium candelabrum is the source of this 1165-nucleotide messenger RNA. RefSeq lists its product as uncharacterized. The record is from RefSeq and is a predicted model, not a curated record. Gene Ontology annotation, cellular component: plasma membrane; neuron projection. Lineage: Eukaryota; Metazoa; Porifera; Homoscleromorpha; Homosclerophorida; Plakinidae. Bases 116 to 1024 code for a protein of 302 amino acids. The transcript has a single exon. Gene Ontology annotation, molecular function: G protein-coupled receptor activity; peptide binding.